AUGCAGCGAGUUUUGGUAGCCAUCCUCACCUUUUCUCUUGGGACAGCAGGGACUGCUCCAAAGUACCUCUGCACCUACUAUGACAUUGUUGACUACCUGAACAUCUCCUCUCACGACAAGCUGCACACCUACAUACUGCCUAAGACAAACAUGAAGGAGCCUAUGGAAGUGAAGUUGGAUUUCAUGCUGAUGGCUAUUCUCUCUGUGGUGGAAAAGCUCCAAACAGUCAGUUUUUACUUCGUCUUGAACCUGGAGUGGAAAAACCCUUUUGCAACCUGGAACCCGCAGGAUUUCUGUAACAUUUCUCAAGUAAUUCUUCCCCUGGACUCCUAUUGGUCUCCCCCCAUCUUCAUCUUAGAGCGAGUGGACGGGCAAAACUCAGACAUGAAUUACAUGGUCCUCAUGCACAACGGCAGCUUCAACUCCACCCGGCCCUUCCAGGUCACCCUGACGUGCAGUUUGAUAAUCCUCAAGUUCCCCUUUGACACCCAGACGUGCAACUUGAGUAUAGCUUCAUUUCUCUACCCAGUAAGAGAGAUUGUCAUGAAGACAAGACGGACAGCAUCUGAGAGCAUGAAAGAGAGCCAGAGUUUCUUCCUAACUGAUGGAGAAUGGAAGUUCACCAAUCUGAGCAUCAUUGAACGCACGGAAGUAGUGGAUGAUGAAGGAUUUUCUGUGAUCACCUACAUGAUUUCCAUGGAGAGACGACCCACUCUGUACAUUCUGAACCUGAUCCUCCCAACGUGUGCCCUGUACCUGCUGGACAUGGCUGUGUUGUUUGGACCCAGCUCUCUCGAGGAGAAAAUCAACUUCCAGAUCGCCAUCAUCCUUGGCAGCUCCAUGCUGGCUGUGAUCCUCAACAACAGCCUCCCAACUUCCUCCAACAAACCCCCUGUAAUAGUGCUGUUCUUCCUGGGCACCUUCCUGCUCAUGAUCAUGGCUGUGUUAGACACCUUCUUCCUGCUGUACCAGCAGCGCAAAUCCCGGCCCUUGGACAAGGUUCUCAGAAGAUUCCAGCGACGCAAAACAACCCAGAACCUCUUUAACAAAGCAGACGUGGGUGCCGAGCUGGCCAAGACACCCCUGCGCAACCAGCCCGUGACACACCUGGCCAAGGAAGGUCUCCAGCAUCUGAGCCCUCCCAAGAAGGCCCAGGGAGGAGGGCAACCUGCCAAGGGCCACUGGCGACCACAGGAGCAGAACUCGUUUAUGCCAGUUCUGGAGAAGGUCCUUCUCUACAGCCACUUCUUCCUGUCCCUGGUUUUUUUCACUCUUAUUUCUGUAAAAUGGAGCAGCUAA
This is a messenger RNA of Pipra filicauda (Wire-tailed manakin), 1299 nucleotides long. Its product is annotated as 5-hydroxytryptamine receptor 3A-like. Gene Ontology annotation, cellular component: synapse; membrane; neuron projection. Lineage: Eukaryota; Metazoa; Chordata; Aves; Passeriformes; Pipridae. Gene Ontology annotation, biological process: signal transduction; monoatomic ion transmembrane transport; nervous system process. The transcript has 9 exons. The coding region runs from base 1 to 1299 and encodes 432 amino acids. The record is from RefSeq and is a predicted model, not a curated record. Gene Ontology annotation, molecular function: extracellular ligand-gated monoatomic ion channel activity; neurotransmitter receptor activity; transmembrane signaling receptor activity.